AUGCCUCUAUAUGCAAAUCCUAUUGCUGACGGCAACCAAGAGCCUCAACUAUCGAAAGCACCACAAGCAUGUAUGUCCUGUCGGAAGCAAAAACGAAAAUGUAGCAAAACUCUGCCAGCUUGCGCGUUGUGCCAGCGUAUGAGCCGACCGUGCGACUAUUCCGAAUCAGCCCCGCCACCAACCUCAGAAGACUUUCAGGCAAUGCGGAAUAAGGUAGCAGAGCUUGAAUCGAGGCUCAGUGAUAGGAAUUCAGGUGUUAUGCAAGUAUAUGAAACGCCUAUCAACAAUCAGACCGGACAGAAUUCACACCUACCACAAAUAAAUUAUUACCCUGCCCGGGACUUCCCUUGGACCGGAACAUCAAAUAAGUUUCCUGGUAUCAUAUUCCUACAUAGUUAUGCCUUCAGGAACAGCGGGAUAUCAAUUCCUCGGCCAGCCUUUGAAACGCCUCCUGAUGUGCUUGAAAUCCUGGGAGGUGGAUCAAAUAUUCAAGCGAUUGUAACUAAUUAUUUCGCUACAGUUCAUCUAUGGAUGCCAAUCGUUUCCAGAUCUAAAUUUACCAUUAACUUGACGACUCCCUCAUGGGAAGUUGGCCCAGAACUAGCUUUGCUGUUCCUAUGCAUGAAACUUAUUACUUCUAAGCCGACUGAUGGAUAUGAAUGUGCACAGAACUACAUCUACUUAGCGGCAAAGCGAUGCAUAAUCCUCAUGGAAUCCAACGGCUUGAUAUCAUUUCUCGCACUACAGGCCAACAUACUUAUCACACUAUAUGAAUAUAGCCAUGCCAUUUAUCCUGCAGCUUGGAUGUCAUCAGGCUGGUCCGUCCGUUAUGGUAAUAUGCUUGGCAUAAAUGGAGACAAGGCAGCUACAGACCUUCUCGGAAAACCUAAUAACUGGGCUGACGACGAAGAACGACGGCGGACCUGGUGGGGUGUACUUUUAGUUGACAGGAUAAUUUCAAUUGGAAACAUGGGAUAUAUAAUCAACUCACAAGAACCUAAGGAAGAAGAUAUUCUCUUUGACGAUUCUGCUUGGGAAUCAGAAGAAAUUUUCGACACACCCGAAAUUGUUGAUCUUGCGCCAAGCACGGAACGAGUUGCUCCAUUCGCACGUUUGUGUCAAGCAUCACUUUUAAUGGGUCAAGUAAUGGCACAUCACAAAGCGGAAAUUGCUUCCGAUUCGGCUCGCUACGCACUAGCCUCUGAUUUAUAUGCUGAUAUCUCUGAUUUGGCAUGCAAAAUAACUGCCGAGGCGACUAAUCCUAAAGACUUUUUCAGAGUAAUAUCCCCUUUAGCACUAACCUACAGCUCACUUUGUUAUUUGUGUAAUCCAUAUUAUUGCCUUAGAAAUACGACAAAUCAGGAACAAAAACAAAUGCAAGCACGUGCUUCAGACGGCCUCAAGACUAUUGCUAUUAGCAUCAUUGAUUUUGUUGAUAAGAUAAAUGCGACCACACCGGCUAUUCAAGAUUUAGAUCGUGUUAGCCCCCUAAUUAUGGAUGGAAUAUACUCUGGUGCUUUAACUCUCGCUUGGCUAACCAGAGAAAAUGGCGAUGAAAUUUGUCAAGCUGGCCUUGAGUCAGUGCGACAAUGUCUUAGAAAACUGAGUAGCAGGUGGCGAAAUGCUGCGGAAUACACAGGAAUUCUCUAG
Molecule: messenger RNA, 1650 nt
Organism: Blumeria graminis f. sp. triticale
Lineage: Eukaryota; Fungi; Ascomycota; Leotiomycetes; Helotiales; Erysiphaceae
Source: the annotation of a GenBank genome assembly